UUCCACACUUCCACACUUCCUCCGAAGCUUCAUUAUCAAUGAGUCAUGACAGCUUUGAUGUGGUUUUACUUUCGUUGACCGUUACCUCGAAGUAUGUAAAUUUACUUUGGCGAUCAGUUUAGAGUAAGGGCAGUAAUACAGUUAUUCUAUUUUACGUAAGAUCUGUGUUUUUAUUCUACAGGAACCAUAAAUAUCUACCCAGUUCAUGUCAUUGUUGCAACGAUUGUUUAUCUGCCAUCGGCAGGUCCGGUGAUUUCGUGAUAUGAGAAUAACUGAAGACAGCUGUUCAGAAAAAACCAAUUGAUCACUCACAAUAAUGGAUCCAAACGAAACACAAAAAAGCGACGAAUGGGUCGAAGACCGAUACGUAUACUACGCCGCUGUGCCAAGUCUACAGGAAAUUACAUCUUUUCGAAUCGCUCAACUGAUAUGGUCCAGCUAUAUUUCUCGCUCAAAAAACCGCACCGAUUCGCCGAAAGAAUCGGGUAAUACCUUAAUAGACGCGUUCAAUCUUCCUAAAACUUACGAAAAAGACAUCGAAGAAGUAGUAGAUCUCCUCAGAUUACCUCGAACCGUGGAAACAAUGUUGAUAAGCGCCUUGACCACCGUUACCUGUGAAAUGAGGAAAUGGAUACGACAUCUCGGAUGCUACACCAUAGGAAAGAAAAUCGAACAAUACAGCAUUCGUGAUUUCGAUCCAGACUGGUGCAUGUGGUUACCCAACGGUAGAAUCGAUUACAAACAAACAGCCGUGAAGUUAUUAUCUACCGUUGAUUUGAGUAACGAGCAAAGAUUCGCUAUUUUAAGUGAAUUUUGUAUGAAAAGAGAAAUUGACCAGAUAAAAGUACGUUCGCUGAGUGAAGUAUUCAGAAGAACGGUGACUUUCGAAGAUAACCCUUUGGCGUAUUACUGGAUUAAUUAUCUACAAAAGUAUUUACAUAUAUGUACAAUACCAAAAUUUUCUUAUAAGACGAUUUACGCUACUGUGGCUGCGAAAUGUGUCAGUUUUUCGUGGACUGCUUUCGAAUACUUUUGGCGUCGUUGUGGCGUAGCAGAUCAAAUAGAACUGGCCAGGUAUCUUCUUGAUUCUCAUCGAGAUGUAUACAUUGGAUACAGGUAUCAAGAACGAGUUCUUUCAAUGAUGUCUUGGUUUCAGCAACGUCGUUUAUUGACUAUAAUACCGGAGCGAAUAAUUUCAAAUUUCUGUUUUCAUUUAGAUUCGCGCGAGUCCACGUUCUGGGCUAGAAAACAUAGUAAUUUAAAUCCGUCCGCAUUUGCCCGAGUAGUACAAGACUCACUUUCAUUCGUACCAAGCGAAGAAAAAAUGAGCCGUUUGGUUGAAAUAUGGGACGCAGCUUCGCCCAUGCAUAAAGGUUUUACGGUGAAUUACCUACAAGAUGGAAUAUUUCCUCCGUUCAAUUCGUGGAAUCGCCCUUCGCAGUCUGCUUUCAAACUCUUAAUCAAGGUCUUAUCGCAUCAUGAAGCCAUAUUCAGAGAACGCAAAGUUUUUAGCAAUGCAGUUUCAUUGGGAAUAUGUAUCGAUAACAUGAAUUUAGUGAACGAACUACUGGAAUUGAGCUUACCAAGCGCCGAUGAUCAAGCUCGGUUUAAAAGACGGGUUGAAAAAUCUUCCGCCUUGAAAAACUCCUGCAUACAUUUAAUAACUCAUACCAAACUUGCAGAUUUAAACGCGAAAUUACGAUUCUAUCUGUCCGAUUCGGAUGCCAUACAAAAAUACAAGCAUCGAAUAUUGACUACGGAAUUGAUAUAUCAAGAUUGUUUUCUAUACGAGACAGAUAAAUGGGAUGCAUUCAGUACCUUCAUCGACGAAACUUUCCCUGAUGACGCUUCUGCAGCGUUGAAGUUGAAGAAGAAGUAUAUUUUAUUUAACGCGAGGUAUUUCCCUCAUUUCAAAGCAAAUCGCGCGUACGAUGUGAAUCCAAUGAUUCGGGUAGUCGAAUCUGUAUUCAACAUCGAGAAUGAGAACGAGAAUAUAAAAAACGUUUUUUUCGAUAAUUUUGUAGCGAGGCUAAAACAAAAAGACUAUCGUUGGUAUAAAAUGUUUUUCAACGAAAUGUAUUUUCGUCGUUUUGUAAGAUGGUGUCUUGGCGAAGAAGAUCCUGCCGCAGUUCUCAAGUAUAACUGUGGUGCAUUUAUUCACGCUGUUGUUGCUGGAGUCUUAGGUGCCAUCGAUAAUCAUUACGUAGCAAAGGGUGAAUUUAACGAAGCGUUACUCCAUGAUUUAGAUAGAUGCCUGGUAUGGUACUUGUCAGACGAAGAUAGAGUAAAAAGAUACAAGCUGGGAUGGCUUAAAGUGAUCAAUCAUUUAGAUAUUGUUCUAUCUGUUGUGGAACGAAGUGACAUUGUAUCUUUGGAAGCUCUUUGGAAUUGGUUUUUUGAUGGAGAUCCAGAUGCACUCCAAAUCCAACCAUUCAAAUCGAAAAGGGCUAAACUUCAGUCAAGUUGAAUUCAUUAUGUGUCAUAUCUUGAAAUAAUGUGUUUAAAAAUUACCUAUGGUGAGCUUUUAGUAAUUAAUAAGGUUACUAGAAUGCAAAGUGUUUCAAUACCUGCCUCUGUUUUUAUUAUUAAAAUGUUAAUUUUUUAAAUUUUUUAUACAAUAUAUGAACGUUGGUUCCUUAAUAAUUAUAGAUAUUUAUGCGGUGCAUUUUUUUUUAUAUUUAAGUUAUAAAAACUUCGGUUAUUUA
This is a messenger RNA of Planococcus citri (citrus mealybug), 2705 nucleotides long. RefSeq lists its product as uncharacterized. The transcript is spliced from 2 exons. The coding region runs from base 317 to 2467 and encodes 716 amino acids. Lineage: Eukaryota; Metazoa; Arthropoda; Insecta; Hemiptera; Pseudococcidae. The record is from RefSeq and is a predicted model, not a curated record.